CCAAUUCCUAAUACAGCUACGGCUUUCUAAAAAAUAAAUGGAAUGAAAUCAACUUCUCAGAGAACUGAUGAGAGCAUGAGACAUUGUAGACGGAACAGAGGAAUCUCCGCUAGCAGAAACUGAUUUGUGGUAUUGAUUCUGUUGACAUUUCAGCGAUAGUCAAUGAAACAAAUUCUGAACGAUAAAGGGUGAAUAUUUCAGGUAUUUCAUUUGAACAGGUCCAUGUUUAAUGAAGCACAAACUCACCACAUUCUUGUGUCUAGAAUGAUGGUCAGCAACAUAGUGUCAAACACGACAGCUUAUUUCGAGGUAGUUUCUGGAUCACCCACAUGAAAUCAGUGCAGUUACAAUUGGCAAAUAAGUAAAGGCAUUUUAACAUCUACAUCAACCAAACACUGUUCUAACUGCGGUGCAGCAUUCUACAUUACAUCAUAACAACAAAUCUAUAUGGACCAAAGAGUAAACCUGCAAUCAAAACGCCAGGAAUCUAGCAACACUCACAUGAGAUGAGCAGUGUCCCACUUCCGCAGCUCCUCCAGCUGCUCUGUUCUCCGUUAUUUUCCCUGCUCAGUUCCAGAUUUAACAGUGGAGGGUCACGAUCGUCUCCACCAGCAGACGUGCAUCGGUCCUGCUGCAGAUUUCUUCUCUCGUCCAAUUUACAUGCAUCGACACACACUCUUUUGCAGACAGUCCUACUGUGUCCCUCGAUGUCAGCUGCUAGUAUGCAGCAGGUGUCUAAAGACAGGGGGCACCUCUGUGCUUGAGCCCCCCCACCCCCUCCUCUCUUCUCCCUCGUCUGGGUCCACCUUUGUGAAGAAGACUCUGAAGGUUGCUGCUGUGCUGCUGACUGACUUGUCGGGAGCAGUGCAGCAGCGGAGAUGCUAAGAUGGCAGCAAGCAAUUAUUUUGGAUUUACACAUGGUGCCGGCCCACAGUACAGUGCUCAGCCUCCACCAGCCUACUCCCACCCAUCAACUGCCAGCUACACUGUCCAGCAGGCUUCAGCUGUGGCCCACGCAGUGACUGCUUCUUACUCUCCAUCUCCAGUACAGGCCACCAGGCCUGUAGUCACUGCUGCUUAUCCUGCAUUUCAGGGUCACCAAGCACCACUGGAUUACACAUAUAGGCCACCAGACCCUCCGGUCCCCCCACAACCCACGACAACACCUCAGGCGUACCAAGUAUACCCUGAAACGCAACAAGAACCCUACAAUUAUGGCCCUCCGGCUGUCGUGACAACCUAUGACAAUAAACAAUACUACCAAACAAGUAUAGCUUCAGCACCGAGGACUGCGACAGAGAAUUACUACCAAGCUGUGGGUGUGAAGAGCACAUACAGUCCAACGAUUUCUACCGUGUAUAGCCAGCCGCCUCCUCUACAGAGGCAGGUUACAGCCCUGAAACCACUGGCCCCCUGCAGCUCGGUGUCCACCAGCUACAACAUCUACCCAGUGACCACCAGUGUCCAGCAGGUUCCCACACCUAUCUCAUCCUACACUCUUGGUUCAUCCUUCAGCUCCGCUGCUUCGGCCACCUCUUACCCAGCCAUCGGCUACUCUAGCUAUGAGUCCACUGGCUACACCACUACGUCCACCCCUUCCUAUUAUCAGCCAACUCUCUCUCAGCCUCCGCCACAUCAACCUCAACAGCUCCAUCAACCCCAGCUUGCCACCCAACUUCCCCCCAAGCAGCUGACCAGCUCAUCUUGGAGUAAUUCAGGGAGCAACAUGGUGACCACACCAACUGUAAACACCUACAAAAAGACUGCGUUUCACCAGAACAAGCUACAGAAGCCAAAAGGCCCUCCGAAACAGCCUCAGCUGCACUACUGUGACAUCUGCAAGAUCAGCUGUGCAGGCCCACAGACCUACCGGGAGCACCUCGAGGGCCAGAAACACAAGAAAAAGGAAGCAGCCUUGAAGACUGGGGGGCAGACACUUGCCAGUAAUGGACCCAAAGGAGUGCAGACCCAGUUACGCUGUGAGCUAUGUGACGUCUCCUGUACCGGGGUGGAUGCCUAUGCUGCUCACAUCCGUGGGUCCAAACAUCAGAAGGUGUUGAAACUUCACACCAAGCUUGGGAAGCCGAUUCCGUCCACCGAGCCUGUGUUGGUGAACAAUGCUGCAGUUGUUACGACUGCAACUGCUGGGAAACCUUCCCCCUCUGUGACGAUGUCCACUACUCUGAGCCUCUCCACUGCACCCCGACAGACUGCCAAUAUGAAGACCAAACCAACAGCACCAGUCAACAAAGCAGCUCCCAAUAAAAUUUGUGUCAUAACUAAUAAAAUGGUCUCCAGUGUGGAUCCGGUCAUCCCGGUGCUGCCUGUCGUGGAAGCUGUUAAAGCUGAGGAACCAGCAUCGCAGUUGUCUCACAAGUUGAAGGUCGAUCCACAAAGUGACGAUGAGGAUGAUGACAGAAGUGGUGGGCAAGGAGAUGUGCAGCCUGUCGGACAUGACUACAUAGAGGAGGUCCGAAAUGCAGAUGGGAAAGUGAUUCGUUUCCAUUGUAAAUUGUGCGAGUGCAGUUUCAACGACCCCAAUGCCAAAGACAUGCACCUGAAGGGGAGGAGACACCGACUUCAAUACAAGAAAAAGGUCAAUCCAGAACUUCCUGUAGAGAUCAAACCCAGCAACCGGGCAAGGAAGCUACAGGAGAGCAAGCUGAGGAAGCAGAAGCAGAGGAUGGUGCUGAAAAGGCAGAGAGACGAUGAGCAGCGGUGGCACAUGGAAAUGAGGCGGUAUGAAGAGGACAUGUAUUGGAGGAGGUUGGACGAGGAGCCGAUGUAUUGGGGGGAGCAGAGGCGCAGAUUGGUGCCUCCACCCCUGAUGGGCCAUCCUGGUAUGCCGGUGCCCCCUCUAUUGAUGUGUUUGAGACGACCAGACUCACCAGAUGACCGUCACAUCAUGGCUAAGCACUCAACCAUCUACCCUGGUGAGGAGGAGUUGCAGGCUGUUCAGCGGAUCGUCUCCCACUCUGAGCGAGCGUUGAAGCUCGUCUCUGACUCCUUGCUAGACAAUGAAACUCCCUCCACUCCAUCUGAUGCUGCUGAGAGCGAAGAUGAGAAAGGGACGGAGAACACCAGCCGACUGCUCAAAGGUGUAAUGAGGGUUGGCAUCCUGGCCAAAGGCCUGCUGCUUUGUGGUGACAGGAAUGUAGAACUCAUCUUACUGACAGCUAAGAAGCCCACGGUCACAUUACUGAACAACAUCGCGAAGCAGCUGCCUAAAGAAUUAGAGACUUUUUCUGAAGAUCAGUAUGAGGUGCAGGCUCACCCUGACGAGGCCAGCAUCGCGGUAUUAUCGAGCAAGGAGCCCAAAAUGCAGGUGACCAUUUCUCUCACCUCGCCGCUGAUGAGGGAGGACCCUGCCCCUGAGAUGGACAAGCAGGCAGGAGGAAAAGAGGCCGAGAAAGACGUGGCUGAGAAGGAUCCUCCUGAUCUUCUGAACAAACACAAAUGCCUGGAAUGUCUAGCUGCACUGCGUCAUGCUAAGUGGUUUCAGGCCCGGGCAAACGGACUGCAGUCCUGUGUGAUUAUCAUCCGGGUGCUCAGAGAUCUAUGUCAGCGGGACCCUGUCUGGGCGAAGAUGCCGCCCUGGGCUCUGGAGCUGCUGGUAGAGAAGGUGAUCAGCAGCACCCCGGGUCUUCUCAGUCCAGGGGAGGCCCUGCGCAGAGUUCUGGAGUGCAUAUCUACUGGCAUCCUUCUGCCAGGAGGACCUGGAUUGAUGGACCCCUGUGAGAAAGACCCCACGGAUGCUUUGGAAACCAUGUUGGUUCAAGCCCGAGAAGACAUCACUGCGAGUGCUCAGUCUGCUCUUCGGCUGCUGGCUUUCCGUCAGAUCAACAAGGUCCUUGGCAUGGAGUCCCUUCCUGCUUCCAAGGCCAGUGCUCGCAACCGCAAGCGCCGCAGAGACUUUGGUGACCCCGCAGAAGAAGAAGAAGAAGGGGACGGAAAAAAAGACAAGAAGGAGGGAGCUGCUUGACGCCUGUCUUGCAGGGUUUGCUGUUUAAAGACUGCUAGAAUGUUACUGCUCCUGCAACACAGCAGAACUUGAAGGUCAAGUGUUCAUACUUCAAGCGGACUGAAUUUCUGUGCUGCAAAAUAACUUCCCCCACUUCUUCCCCCACGUCCCAAAGUCAGUCGUCCAGUUGUAGCGCAUGAAUCAAACCCAUUUUACGUCCCCCAUUUCUGUUUAUCUCAUUCAGCCAUUUAUUCUGCAACCGCCACCGUCAACUCUAAGAACCAUAUCUGGUUACUUUAACCAUAAACCCUCCUUAUGGCAGAUGUUCUUCCAUUUAUCUGUACUUAUCUGUAAUGUGGGGAGGACGGUGGGAAGAGUCUUCUUUCACAGUACUGUAUCGCUGGCUGUGCCUACAUAGACUUGGCAAUCAUGAGACAGUAGCUCAAUAGUUUAUACCUGUAACCUGUUUUACAUUCAUAACCAAAAACUAGACGAUGAUGCAGACAUUGGAGCCCUGAGGCCCUUUGCCUUUGAGCACAGCAUGGCUGCAGGCCGUGGCACUUUUUAAGUGAAUGAUGUGAACUAGGGAGGCCCAACUGAUCACGAGUGUUAUGAUCCCUCUGUUAAAGCGUGGCUGGAUUUAGGGCAUCCUAAAUGUGGGAUGAGGUUUUUUGGAGGGGUCAUAUAAUCAUCUGCCAUUAGAAUAUCUGUUUGAAGGUCAGAGAAGUUAAAGGAUUUUGAGAAACCUCCAGUACGAUGGGGUCAGCGUUUUAUGUUUCUCAGCCGUGGUAGGUAUGUCACACACAACUCUGAACUCAGCGCAAAAUACAAAAUAAUAUAAUAACAAUAAUUAUUAUUAUCUUAAGAUGGCCUCCCAACUUUGACUGAGUUUGUCCCCUUGUUUGCUUGCUUUCCUUUAGAAGCUUUAAAGGCACCAAAGCAUCCCAGAAUGAAAGAGCUCCAGGUGUUUGUCUGAUCUUGUCAUUGCAAAAGACUGACGGUACAAUGAUCAUCGUGUGUUGAAUGUCGGUGCGGUAAAAGUUGGUACGGGUGAAAUGCCAUAAUGACAGUAACACUGUUGAGAGAAAGCAGAGCCUUUUAAGUGGUAAAUAAGAAGGGAGACGGAACUCUUGACUGAUUUUGUUCCUCCACGGAGCGAGUCAUAGGGACACGCUUCAGUACUGUAUCUUGUGUAUUUAAGAGCCAGAGAGACAAUUGGCCAGCAGAUUUGGCCCAUGCAAGGCAGCCGAUGUGCAGUUGUAUUUAACGUCUUAGAGGCUUAUUAAUAUUAUUUUUUUUAAGGAUGUUGCAAUCUAAUUUGUUUUAGUCACACUGAGAUUUUAAAUUCCACUGUUACACAUGAGUUGAAUGUCUUUGUAGUGAUGCAUAUUAUUAUGGGGAAAUAUUCAAAUAAAACUUUAAAUCCAG
Synchiropus splendidus (mandarinfish) is the source of this 5389-nucleotide messenger RNA. RefSeq names its product zinc finger RNA binding protein 2 (gene zfr2). Gene Ontology annotation, cellular component: precatalytic spliceosome. Gene Ontology annotation, molecular function: zinc ion binding; double-stranded RNA binding; single-stranded RNA binding. Lineage: Eukaryota; Metazoa; Chordata; Actinopteri; Syngnathiformes; Callionymidae. Bases 887 to 3982 code for a protein of 1031 amino acids. The transcript has 20 exons. The record is from RefSeq and is a predicted model, not a curated record.